UCUAAACCAUUCGUAUCCUCUUUAACGAAAUGUCUGCCGAAACCGAGACCUUUUCUUUCCAAGCUGAGAUUUCUCAGUUGAUGAGUUUGAUCAUCAACACCUUCUACUCCAACAAGGAAAUUUUCUUGCGUGAAUUGAUCUCCAACUCUUCCGAUGCUUUGGAUAAGGUCCGUUACCAAUCCUUGACUGAUCCUUCUGUCCUCGACUCUGAAAAGGAUCUUUUCAUCCGUAUCACUCCUGACAAGGAAAACAACAUCUUGUCUAUCCGUGAUAGCGGUAUUGGUAUGACCAAGGCUGAUUUGGUCAACAACUUGGGUACUAUCGCCAAGUCUGGUACCAAGGCUUUCAUGGAAGCCCUUUCUUCUGGUGCUGAUAUUUCCAUGAUUGGUCAAUUCGGUGUCGGUUUCUACUCUGCUUACCUCGUUGCUGAUAAGGUUCAAGUCAUUACCAAGCACAACGAUGACGAACAAUAUAUUUGGGAAUCUGCUGCUGGUGGUUCCUUCACCAUUACCCGUGAUACCGUCAACCCCUCUCUCGGUCGCGGUACUGAAAUGCGUCUCUUCAUGAAGGAAGAUCAGCUUGAAUACCUUGAAGAAAAGAGAAUUAAGGAUAUCGUUAAGAAGCACUCUGAAUUCAUCUCUUAUCCUAUCCAAUUGGUUGUUGAAAAGGAAGUUGAAAAGGAAGUUUCUGACGAUGAAGCUGAAGAAGCUACCACUGAAGGUGCCAAGAUUGAAGAAGUCACCGAUGAAGAAGAAAAGAAGGAACAAAAGAAGAAGACCAUCAAGGAAAAGGUCACUGAAAACGAAGAGCUUAAUAAGACCAAGCCUCUUUGGACUCGUAACCCCGAAGAUGUCAAGCCUGAAGAAUAUUCUGAAUUCUACAAAGCCCUUACCAACGAUUGGGAAGACCAAUUGGCUGUCAAGCACUUCUCUGUUGAAGGUCAACUUGAAUUCCGUGCUAUCCUCUUCGUUCCUAAGCGUGCUCCUUUCGAUAUGUUCGAAACCAAGAAGAAGAGAAACAACAUUAAACUCUAUGUCCGUCGUGUCUUCAUCAUGGAUGACUGUGAAGAGUUGAUCCCUGAAUGGCUCGGUUUUGUUAAGGGUGUUGUUGAUUCUGAAGAUCUUCCUCUUAACAUUUCUCGUGAAAUGCUUCAACAAAACAAGAUCUUGAAGGUCAUCCGUAAGAACCUUGUCAAGAAGUGUCUCGAAAUGUUCCAAGAAAUUGCUGAAGACAAGGAACAAUUCGACAAGUUCUAUGAAGCUUUCAGCAAGAACCUCAAGCUCGGCAUCCACGAAGAUACCCAAAACCGUGGCAAGCUCGCUGACUUGUUGCGUUACUACUCUACCAAGUCUGGUGAUGAAAUGACUUCCUUCAAGGAUUACAUUACUCGUAUGCCCGAAAAGCAAAAGAACAUCUAUUAUAUCACUGGUGAAUCUCGUACUGCCAUUGAGAACUCUCCUUUCCUUGAAGGUUUCAAGAAGAAGGGUAUUGAAGUUCUUUUGAUGACUGAUCCUAUUGAUGAAUAUGCUGUUACUCAGUUGAAGGAAUACGAAGACAAGAAGUUGGUCUGUAUCACCAAGGACGGUCUUGAACUCGAAGAAGACGAAGAAGAAAAGAAGGCUCGUGAAGAAGAACAAAAGGAAUACGAAGGUCUUUGCAAGUCUGUUAAGGAUAUCCUCGGUGAAAAGGUCGAAAAGGUUGUUCUUUCUGCUAUGUUGACUGACUCCCCUUGUGUCUUGACUACCGGUCAAUUCGGUUGGUCUGCCAACAUGGAACGUAUUAUGAAGGCCCAAGCUCUUCGUGAUUCUUCCAUGUCCAGCUACAUGGCUUCUAAGAAGACUCUCGAACUCAACCCCAACCACCCUAUUAUCAAGGCUCUCAAGGCAAAGAUCACUGCUGAUGCCAAUGAUCGUACUGCUAAGGACCUUGUUACCUUGUUAUAUGAAACCUCUUUGUUGACUUCUGGCUUCAGUCUUGAUGAUCCUAGCUCUUUCGCUACCCGUAUCAACCGUAUGGUCUCCCUCGGUCUCUCCAUUGAUGAUGAUGAAGUUGCCCCUGCUGACGAACCCGUUUCUGAAGCUCCUGCUGAAGAAGCUGCUGAAGUCUCCAAGAUGGAAGAAGUCGACUAAAUUGUAUGAUUCACAUUGUAUUAUUUCUUUUUCUUUUCUUUUUUUCUGUUCACCUCUCAUACUUUCGAUGCCUCUGUAUUCAUCAUUUAACUAUUUCUUUUAUUAUAAGUAAUUAUUCUUUCCAUUUAUUAUUCUUUUUUCCAACCAAAAUGAAAAAAGUGGGUAGACUUUGUAUAAAUUAAGGUCGCUUCUUUUUUGUAAUAAAUCGCUAGUAUAUAUAUAGAUACUCUUUCUUUAUAACUUGUAGCUUUUUUAAUUUCCUU
This is a messenger RNA of Mycotypha africana, 2392 nucleotides long. RefSeq names its product hsp83-like protein. Gene Ontology annotation, molecular function: ATP binding; ATP hydrolysis activity; ATP-dependent protein folding chaperone. Lineage: Eukaryota; Fungi; Mucoromycota; Mucoromycetes; Mucorales; Mycotyphaceae. The coding region runs from base 30 to 2129 and encodes 699 amino acids. Gene Ontology annotation, cellular component: plasma membrane; cytosol; protein-containing complex. Gene Ontology annotation, biological process: cellular response to heat; protein stabilization; protein folding. The transcript is spliced from 3 exons. The record is from RefSeq and is a predicted model, not a curated record.